Molecule: messenger RNA, 700 nt
Organism: Yamadazyma tenuis ATCC 10573
Lineage: Eukaryota; Fungi; Ascomycota; Pichiomycetes; Serinales; Debaryomycetaceae
Source: RefSeq, a predicted model, not a curated record
UUGAACGAUAGGAACGACGACCCCCUCACAGUACCAUGAGUGUUAGAUUACGUCUGCACUGGCCGCUAGGUCGCAAUAUAGGCUUACAGAUGGCAGGUGGAGCAUAUCAAGUGUCUCUAUUCCAUUCGACGAGUUUCCUCCCAGAUAAAAGGGCGGCUCUAGGUCAAAAGAUCCUCAAUAAAGUCCCAAGCUUCCUCAAACCCUAUACGAUUAAUUUCAUUAAUAAGCCGAUAGCCAAUUUAACGUCUUUCUUAAUCCUCCAUGAGCUUACGGCCGUCGGGCCAUUGAUCGGAAUUUGGUACCUUUUCCACAAGUAUCAGAUUCUGAUUCCUCUUGACCUUCCCCAAUGGGCCAUUAGCAAGGGAACAAGAAUCAUCGAUGAUUCAAUGCAAUCGUUUAAUUUCGACGGGUUUUCACUUAACGAAAAGUUCCAGUUGAUUCUGGAAGGUGCCUAUGCCUUUGUGGUGGUGAAGAUGCUUAUGCCAGUGCGGGUGGUAUUGAGUUUUGCCUUGACUCCAGUGUUUACGCGAUUUGUGAUUGAACCAAUCCAAAGUGUGUUUAGUAAGAAGAAAAAGGAGCCUGAGCUGCCGGUGGUUGAUAAACCAACGGAGGUGAAGCCUAAGAGGGUGGAGAAACGGCGGUUGUAGCUUGUAAAUAGAGUAAAAAGAGUUAUAGGAGAAGAAAUGGCGACUGGACACAG